UGGUGAAUUUCAUUAUUGGCGUCUUCCUGAUAAAUCUCGUUGGGAGAGUAUCUUAAAAAAGUAUCGUGCUGGAGGGUUUAAUUGUGUUCGUAUUUAUUUUCAUUGGGGUUAUCAUAGUCCUGAUAAUGGAAUUUAUAAAUCGGAUACUUCUGUUAAAAACUGUCUUAAACGAUUACGUUUAACUGAUAAUUCUAGUUACCUUAAAAGAAAGUCUAGUGGUAGAAAACCACUUGUGAAUAAGCGUUAUGAACGUUUAAUUAUAAGAAAAGUAAAAUCUAACCCCUCAAUGCGAAGAAUGACAAAACGUUCUCUUGCUGCAGAAUUCCAAUCCCCCCCUAUAGCCCCAAGUACCCUG
Ambispora leptoticha is the source of this 355-nucleotide messenger RNA. Lineage: Eukaryota; Fungi; Glomeromycota; Glomeromycetes; Archaeosporales; Ambisporaceae. The record is from the annotation of a GenBank genome assembly.